UCGUCAGCGCGGUUGAGCUCAGUCGAGAGGCGCACGAUGGAGCGUUCGGUCGCGUUCGGUUGCUCCAGCUGCCGUCGUCUCUGAGCGGAGGCCAGCCGAGUCGCUGGGCCGUCCGUAGCGCGGAUCCACCGAUCGCGAGAUCGUCCCACCUCGAGUCGCGCCCUCCGUUCUGCCAACGAUUCGCCUCGAAUCCGUUGGCGAGAGUCGCCGCUCUACGCCCGCCGCACGACCUACCAGCACCUGUCCGCGGACUCCGGACCUACGCCUGGAUUUCCACUGGCGAGUGGAGAAAGCCGACUGCUCAUCCGGGGUGACUCGUCCGAUGAGACCUUCCGUCCAAGGAUCCUGAGACAAGGAGCCGAAACAACGACUAGGAGUAGUCGACCCCAUGGGAAGAGCCGCGGAGACUCCGAAGAGUAUCCUGGGAGAGUCAGAAGGGAAUAGAAAAGGAGUCUAGAGGGAAAACCUGAAGAGAGUAACGGGGAAGAAAUCCGAAGAAAUCUCGAAGGGGACCCGAAGAGUGCCUGAGUAACGAGAAGGGAGAACAAGAGAGUACAGACUAAGCUGCUGGCGGCUGCGAUUUACCACGAAAGCCUUAGAUUAAUCUUCACCCCUGUGGUCCACCCAUCGGGGAUAUUUAUACGGUCGCGCGGUUUAAGCCGACGAGGGGCUCGGUAGGGCCUUGCGAGCUCGAGCUCGGCUCGCAAUAUGAGAGUGUCCACCAGGCAGCAGCAUCCACUGCAUCUGCAAGUGACGAGGACCAACAAUGGCAAGUUCCUGGUCAGCCCGAACAGCCAGGAGCCGGCGCAACAGGCUGCCAGCGAGGAAGCCCCCGUGUCUCCGGGGCUGUUCCCCAGCUGCGAGCCCGUACCACCUGCCCACCAGGGUCCGACCAUCCUGGGGGACAGGUUCCUCCUGCUGGGGCCCGCGGAAGGCAGCACCCUCUACAGGUGCGUCGACGUCACCACCGGGACCCAGCUCGUCGCCAAGGCGCUGUCGGUGGCCGAGAGAGGCGGCGAGGCGCUCUUCCAGGCGCACCAACGCCUGGAGGACACGGGGGCGGCGAGCCCCGUGGCUGGAGUGGUGGAGGCCCCCAGGGGGCGGAGGUACCUCCUCCUGGAGGGCCACCACGGGGACCUGCACGCCUACGUCAGGGCAAGGAGAAGAUUGAGGGAGCCCGAGGCCAGGAGGCUGUUCAAGCAGAUCGCCAGGGCGGUGGCGGCCUGCCACGAGAACGGCGUCGUCCUUCGCGACCUCAAGCUCCGGAAGUUCGUCUUCGCCGACGAGGCCAGGACCCGGCUUCGCCUGGAGAGUCUGGAGGACGCGGUGAUCGUGGACGAGCAGGACGACAAGCUGACGGACCGUCGAGGAUGUCCCGCCUACGUGGCCCCGGAGGUCCUGCGAUCCGGUCGAGCCUAUUCCGGCCAGGCUGCGGACAUUUGGUCCUUGGGGGUGCUCCUGUACACGAUGCUCGUCGGCCGCUAUCCGUUCAACGACGCGGAACACGCGUCCCUGUUCGCCAAGAUCUCCAGGGGCCAGUUCGCCGUUCCCGAGGGACUCUCGCCAAGGGCCCAGUGCCUGGUUCGCUCGCUCCUCAGGAAGGACCCUUCCGAGAGACCCUGCGCCGAGGACGUCCUUCGGCACCCCUGGCUCUCGAGGCCUCUUCGAGUUCCUAGGACCUCCGGCAGGUCCGCCAACGACCAGCUGGUCCCCGAGUCCGGCGUCGCCCACCAAGACUGAUUUCAACGAGAAUUCCAAGCGCCUUUUCUACGUGUCUUCGCCGACCUCCUGGUGCGGGGUAUCGCCGAAACCGAUUAGGGAGAUACGAGGGAAAUGGGGGGUAUCGGCACGUGUGGCUAUUCGAGGAGUUAUUUCAUUUGGAAAUCAUGGAUUUUAACUCUUUAACCAUGGCGGAGUAGGACGAAAUGAAUUUCAUUGAAAUGAAACUAGCCCGACCCGAUACGCGUUAAACUGAUCCGCUUGAACGUCCUCACGGAACUGCGUGAAUUUUUCUUAAACCUGGUCCACACAUUUUGUACAAUGUUUUAUAUCGUGACUUAAAAUGUCGAGGACGGACCUGGGGACCAGGAAAAUUGUGUAGCUACUGAAACUGCUCGGAGACGGAAAUAGAGACGGAAAAUUGUCGUAAAAAAUCGAACGAUAUCAAAGAGAGAUAGUGAAAUCGGUAGAUCGUGAUAUAUAAAGGUUUCGGCGAAUCUCCACCAGGACAGGCCCGCUCGCUCUUAAGACCAAGGUUCGACCUGAGCGGAUUUUGAGCCGACUCUUUUCGAGAGAAUAUAUUCUAUUCUAACAGACUCGUACUUACACUUCACUUUUGGUAUUAAAUGCCGAAUUUAGCCAUUUAAAGACAGAUAACAUUUAUGUUAAAGUCCGUGACACGCGACCGAGCGUCGAGUCUUUGGCUCUGACGAGCAUAACAUUUUUUUCACAUGGCAGGUAGUUCCACAAAAACAUUGUGGCAGAUUUUCAAUAUACAUAAGUAGCUUCAAUACAUUUUUUUCUUUCACUUGAGACGAAUAUUAUCGGAAUCGGUGAAGGCAAUCGGAAAUUGUGUCCGUUAAGGGUGCGUUUCUACACCGAAAGUGAGGUUACGAGUGCGGAUCGUAGUCUUUUCUAGAAAUUCAUGGCUUUCCUUUUCGCGGGUCUUGCAAAAGCGACACGCCACCUUCCUAUUCGCGAGAUGCGAUUUCAGUGUAUGCAGUGUACGCUGAGAAAAGAAAAAAUGUCAUCGAACGAAAAAAAUAUUUCUUUGAAUAGUGAUGACAUUUUUUUUUCUCAGGGUGAAUGUUCAUCGAUGCACCGAAGGCUCGAUGAGAUCCUACUAUUUAACACAUUUUUAUACAAUGUUUCAAGUACAGACCCGCUGGCGAGCUUGUCGUAUGACUUUUGUGAUGUAUUGUAUCUACGUUCGCAUAUUAACGAGCUUAUGGACGUACAUUAAGCGGACAUAGAUAUCUUCCCUACGUAAUUGUAUGAGAAAAAUGCAUUCAGGUUCAUCUGCACGUUGAGUUCCGUUUAGGUAAAAACCGUGAAAGUAUUCAAUCGCAAAUGUCGAAUUUAUUCGAGAAUAUCCACUCUAGGAUUGAUAUACUUGCUACGUUUGCCUUUUAAUUUUUGCAUAGACUCUUCGGGUUAAGGGGAAGUUUCGUCUCUUUUCCUUUCAUUUGUCAAUUCCUGGAUUGAAUUGCAUCAAAGGGAUGUUCCGAUGCCAGUGCACCGAUGUGACGAUAUAUUCUCCCAGUGAAAAUCGUGGAAUAACUUCCUUCGGAUAUUUGUUUGACAUGGAGGAGUUGAUACGAUUGUGCAGAAUGUUAUUGCAAAUGUGACGGAAGGAGACGCAACUUCAACUUAGGAUGUUAUUUCAUCCUUUUCCUUUUGUUUAUAAGGCGAAGAUCUCUUGUAAUUUGUUGCAAUGCUUGUCAGCGUAUAGGUGAUUCGAGCUACGAUAGGAAUCGUAUAUUCAAGGCUCUUCCCAUUUUCUCGCUUCCACCUUGUGUGUUCGUAUAUAUUCGUUCAUCGUAUACAGUUUCUGCAUUUCCAAAAAGUUUCUCGACUUUUCGGCCCUUCGGUGCGCCACCCGGUAUUCGUGAAAACGUGAUGUUACUUUAUUAUUUUCUACGCGUGACACUCGCGUUCGGAAGUUUGGUUAGGAAACGAUAUCCUGCUCUUCGAUCGAUCGUCUCGGUCUUACAGAAAGUGUGAAAAGUUAGACAGAUGGAAAUGAGCGUUUUCCACGGUGAGAUGUAAAUAAGUUCGUUCAACUAAGUCCUAUCUAUAAUUAACACGGAUGUUACUAAGCUUAUGUAUAUAAUAAAAGACGUUUGCAACACGA
Messenger RNA from Orussus abietinus, 3853 nucleotides. RefSeq names its product tribbles homolog 2 (gene trbl). The coding region runs from base 709 to 1740 and encodes 343 amino acids. The record is from RefSeq and is a predicted model, not a curated record. Gene Ontology annotation, biological process: regulation of MAP kinase activity; positive regulation of proteasomal ubiquitin-dependent protein catabolic process; protein phosphorylation. The transcript has 4 exons. NCBI's taxonomy places the organism in Eukaryota, Metazoa, Arthropoda, Insecta, Hymenoptera, Orussidae. Gene Ontology annotation, molecular function: ATP binding; mitogen-activated protein kinase kinase binding; protein kinase activity. Gene Ontology annotation, cellular component: nucleus.